UGUAUAUUGAGCUUUGAAGUUAUUGUAGGAUCCAUUGGCGGGCAAUGCCUAGAUGAAGAUUAAGACUCUCUAGGACAAAGACUUUGACUUGACUCCACAAAUUACAAAAAUGGAUAUGAAGUCACAACCAUCCUCGAUUCCGCUCCAUUGCUUCCGGCAAGGAUGCUGGAGUGGCGGCUUUCGAACGACAAGAGGGAGAUUUUUGCCCUUGCAAAUUUGGCAUGGGGAAGCCGUUGAGUCGUGUCAAGGCUAUGCUAUUUUUCGCAGGCUGUCAGCAGAUCGCGGUUCAAGCAACAUCGUUUUAGAGCGUGAGGACAAAGAUGAUGUCAAGACCACAACUGAAGCGACGUCUUCACUGUCUAGUACUAUGCGUUGCUCCUCUCCUUCAGUGGUGUCUGGCAUCAUGUCAGGGGGUUCUAGUUCGACAUUGGGAGCAUCAAGAGUAUUUCUAGGAGAAAAGCAGAAAAAUCCGCAUCUGCUGAUUGCCCCACAAAGCGCAGCGCCAGGUGCGAGCUUGCGAAAGUGGAUGCGGGCAAAGCGUGACUGGAGCGAGGGCGUCUAUCAGCACUACGGAUUAGGCGAGGCUGCCACUGUGGAUAUCGUACGUCCUGCAGGGUAUUGUCCGCCUGAAGAGACUGGCUCUCGUGCCAACAGGAUCGCGUCGCCAAACUAUGACCAUGGUGAAGCUGUCGCAACGAGUCUGCGAGAACAAAAAGCGCGUGACGUCACGUCCUUCACUGAAGCGACGUGGAUGGCAGAUGGAACAAGUUCUAGCAUUGAUCUUGAUGCAUCAUCUUCUCUUGGUCGACGACGUUUCAACACGAGAAAGGGAAAUAUUUUCGGAAGCGAAAGCCCUGAGCCUGUGCUAUCUCUGCUUAAACAGAAGCGGCCAGCGCGUUUCCUGCAUCUGAAAAAUACCGGGGAUGCGAGCAAAGCUAAGACUGCACAGAGCAAGUCUUCUGCCAAGAAGAGGCCUAGCACAGCUUCCUCUUCUUCUUUCAACAGAAGCAAACCGGCGGUGCAAGAUCAACAGAGAGCAAGCAGAUCUGUCGUAAUAUCGGGUGGGCGGAAGACAGAACCAGGAGUGACGCCGUCGCAGAUUUUUCGCCAUAGCCCUGAAGAGCUUUUUGCGGAUGCGGCUGGCUUCGGAGGAUCGGCCCGAGACGUGGCGCGUCAAAAGACGAGAGAAGUGGCUCCAAAAGCCAAUCGACAAAAUGCAAUCUCAUACGAAGAGCAGAGACACGCGUAUAAUACGGGUGCAGCAUUUCUACCGCGAGCGCGCGAGAUAGACAAAGAUGUCGUAUACUAUAAGCUCCAUGUUCAGUUGUGGCUCUCAAGGUUAGCAAGCAGAAGUACGAUUUUGCUUAGUGAAGUAGUAGGCUUUCCGUAAUUACGUUUACGAUUUGUGCUUGUAUUAAAAUUAAAGGUUUUCAUCGUGAUGUAUUGCCUUAUUGUGAUGGUAUCACGCGGGAAGGGAAUUUCUUAGUUACUCUCUCGGCCUCCAGGCAUUUCAACGCCACCUCCACGUCCCACAACCCUCUCAGGACGGACGUGAGAAAGUACUGCCGGACCGCGUCUAUUCGGAAUUCCAUGGUGGGCAAUCGCGCUUCUCUAGUGAUCGCAUCGCAGCACCAGUGACACAAGCGAACAUGCCACCUUUCGCAAGUCGGUAUUCGGAGGAUGCGCCACGUCCACGCCUGGAGACGGUGCGACCAAAAGUCGCGAGCGCAGCUAGGGUCUUCGGAGAACUGGCGGCGUCGUCUUCAUCGGAUGAAGACAAUUAUAGUAGCAGGACACCUGGUACUGGACCUGGAGUAAGUCGAAUAGGUGGCGAAAAGAGUAACACAAGAAAAAAAAAUUCAAAAACUGGGCGUACAAUUGGAAAUCAGUCAAAAGCUCGAUAUGAGACGAUACUAUCUGAUGGCACGUAUUUCUUUCUUGAACAGUGGAUACCAACAGCGGAGGAAAAUGCGCUAAUCGGCAGAACAAGGGCAAAGACUGCCUCGACAUGACUUUCCACGUAAAGGCAGAAGUAGACGAUCGGUAGGGAUAUCUUUGUCUUGGUCUUAGUGACUAGUUAUUUGCGCUUAUGAACAUGCAUCGAUUUCAUCUUGACAAGGAGGUUCGCAACGACGUAAGAAAGUGGUGGACUCGUAGAAGACAUUUCGUGCUGGACAGGAUUGUAAAGCAAAGGACACGUAGAUGGUCCACUUCCUGUGCUUGAGGAAAAUGAUUACAGUAAUGACAGGAAAUGAUAUGCCAAUUGUGCUGAUGAAUAGACGAGCAGCAUCAACAAAUUUUCAAAUUUUACAUAAAAAGACACCAGAAAGAAACGUUAACGAAAGCGAUUGACACAAAGAGUGACGCUUAAUGCGAACUCACUUCCGGAACAAGAUGGAACUGUCUCGAAGAGACCAGACGAGGUGGCGCUCCUGGUAGAGAAUAUCCUUCAACUAAGG
Molecule: messenger RNA, 2459 nt
Organism: Amoebophrya sp. A25
Lineage: Eukaryota; Dinophyceae; Syndiniales; Amoebophryaceae
Source: the annotation of a GenBank genome assembly